UGAAACGGCGCCAAACUGGAAGGGUGGGGGCGUGGCUUUAUCCCUGUUGCUGGAAGAAGUUUUCUUCUGCCCCGAAUGGAAUUCGUUCGGGCCUGUAUUUCCCCAUCAUCCCGUCAAGCCAGCCAGCUUUCCUUCACGUCACGUGACAAAUGGAAGGCUUGUUCUGAGAGGCGGAGAUGCGGGUUAGAAAGGUACCAGAGCAAUGGAGGAGCGUGGAGCGUUUGAGAAGGAGUUGGGAUUAUGAAGAGGAAACGAACGUGGUGCUCAGAACUUGCGUCUUUUCCAGAUGAGAAGCCUGUAGGUGAAGGAAAAAGAAAUUCUGGGACAGUGGUGGCUGCUGCUUCAGUUUCAAGUGCGUGGCUUCGUUGUGGUGAUGGAUUUCAGACAGCUUCUUCAUUGGAGACUAAAGAAUCUUCAGAAAAAACAUCUAGUGUUAAAAAGUGCUUUGCAUCAUUGCUCAGCUCAGUCGAAGAAAUCUCUCAAAGUGAGAGCUUAAAUGAAUUAACUGACAUAGUAUGGAGCUCCAGUGGGAGUGACGUCUCAGAUGACAACAAUAAGACUUUGACUUCAAGAUUCCCAUGUCUGAAAGUGGAGAAAUAUAGAAAACACAGCUUGAUCUCCAAGGAUGGAUGUAAUGAAGGUGAACCACACACAAUUGAUUGGGAAAAUGAUAGUGAUUGUGAAGAUAAUGUUGAACAGUACAAUGCAUCAAAAACUGAUGGUUUUUCUUUCAAUAUAUCGGACACUGAUUCUUGUACAGACAGCAAUUUCAUGUCUGAUGAAGAGAAGGAAGAUAAACCUUCAAAGAUGAUUUCUAUAGAAAUUUCAGAAUAUUCAUCAGACAGUGAAAAUAUGGAAAAAUGCCAGGUGGAAACUGAAGCUGCUAAUUUAGAAUUUCCUAAAAAGCUCCAUUUCAGUUUUGGAGCAGGGAUUGAAACAGAUACAGGAAGAUCAGCAAGUGACUGGUUGAAAUCUGCUCAGAUAUUUCUGCAGACACCAGAGAAAAAGGGAGACAAGAAUUUGAAGACUCCAGAAGAUUCUGCAAAGAAAAGAAAAUUUUUGAGGGGAGGGCUAGCAGAGCGACUGAAUAAGCUGCAGAACCGAGAGAGGGCUGCCAUUAGCUUUUGGAGGCAUCAGUGUAUUUCUGAUAAUCAAAUACCUUCAGGUGGUAAAUCUGGUGUACUAACUGUGAAGAUCUUAGAAAUGCAUGAAGAAUGCACUCUGCACAUAGCCAUUUGCCAUCAGUUGGGACAAAUUUGCACUGGCAGUUCUUCCACAGAAAAUGCUGCUGAUGGCCUUAGACUUAAAGUUCUUUUUACAAAAGAAACAGCAGUUCACCUCAAGUUAUCUCUGCAGGAUGUUUUGUAUAUUCAUCAUCCUUGGCAAAAAGUUCUUCUUCCUAAUGAAAACAUUCCAGUUAUCAUGAAUACUUAUUUCAGUCAAAAGGUUGUUAAAGAACCAACAGAGAUGGAUAGGCCACAUCUUCGAGAGCCAUUGCUUACUAAAAGAAAAAUAUCUUUGGCUUGGAUAUUCAGUUUUUCCACAGUAAAAGACAAUUGGCCUCAAGCAUCUGCAAUUAAUCAGGUUCCCUGUAUCAAUAUAAAGCCUUUGAAGACUGCACAUAUUCAUAGCAACAAUGAGUCCAAAUUAUCCCCCUUUGGAGUUACUUCCUUAAGUGACUCUCUUCUUGAUGUUGUGGAGACACAAGGAAGAGCUGGAGGGAGAGGAAUCCAGGUCCAAGUGGUUGUUCAACGAGUGUAUUAUUUGCUUUCUAAAGAAAGUUUAAGAUGUCACCUUCAGAAAAACACUUCCAAAACGGCUACACCAUUGUUACAUUCAGACCUGCCAAAUGUUAGAUUGUGCCUCCUUGUUCAGGAUGCCUAUGGAAUAUUCAGUGAGGUACAUUUUCAUGUCCUGUUUUCUUCAGAACAGAUAGAAAAAUAUAGCAAAAGAUGGGAAGGAAAAUACUGCCACUUAUCUGGAAUUAAAAUUUUGCAGAGACUCACCAGAGGGAGAGUGCUGGGACUUUUUAGCCUAAUAGACAGUUUAUGGCCACCACUAUUGCCUCUAAAAGUUCCAGGUCAAAGUCAAGAGAAUGACAUGCAUUCCCCCCACCCCCCACAUUGUUCAGCCAAAAAUGGAACAGCUUGUAUCUCAGUAAAAAAAGACAGCCCCUACCCUCAUGUUUACAUCCGCAAAGACAUGACACAGAAGGAGGAAGGAUGGAGGCAAAAGAGGAAAGCAACAAACAUAGUUACUAACCUGCCCCCUCCUAGUAUCUGUUACAUUCUUGCUGCUCAACCUGACCAAAUACACGUUGAUACAGAUGACAGCGAAGAACAAAUUUCCAAUUUGUAUUUCCCUCCAGUUGUGCACAGUCUCAAGGAAAUUCUUCAGAUGGGCGGCAUACAUCAGUGUUGCAGCUUUUGGGCACAUGUUGUAUAUCGAAGACUGCAGGUAACAGGUACCACUUCUUCAAGCCAAAAGCAAUUUUGGCUCUUUGUGACUGAUUUCUCUCUGCAGAAUGGAGCUGAAAUCAGUCCUGAAACUCCAAAAGCUUUGCCAGUCUCUGUUGAUUCAUCAUGUGUGAUUGAUGUAGAAGUAAUGGAGACACUCAAGAGCACAUCCCCAUGUGAUAUAUUCUUCAAAGAUGCUCUAUGUGGAAAUGGUAGGAUUAUUUGCAUUGAACGUACCGUUCUCUUGUUACAAAGGCCCCUUUUGUAUAGGGCUGCUAGUGCUGACAUCACUGAACUCACUGGUCCUGUCAGACUAGAUGAGCUGGAUUCUGCAACUCAAGUCAAUUCCAUUUGUACUGUAAGAGCCACUGUUGCUGGUGUUAAUGAGAGAACUGCUUUCUCGUGGCCUACAUGUAACAGAUGUGGCAAUGGAAAAGUAGAGCAGCAUCCACAAGACAGAGACUUGCUCUACUGCAGCCAGUGUUGUGAUGCCAUAAUUUCACCAGUUCUCAAGAUGCACCUGGAAGUCUUUCUGCACUGCCAGUCCAGACCAUUAUGCACAAUAAAAGUAAAGCUGCUGCAAAAGACCAUUUCUUCACUCCUGGAGUCAUCCUCUGCUGAAGAUGGGAGUUAUGAAGUGAAGAGUGUGCUGGGAAAGGAAGUGGGGGUUUUAUAUUGUUAUGUCCAGUCUGUAACCAGCCACCCAUCUAGCUGUGUUGGAUUAGAAGAAAUUGUUCUCCAAGAUGCAGGAAGAAACUAAAGGAAAUACUGUCCGAUACUCUGUCUAUGAACUUUGUAAUGUAGUUAGUUAUGAACUAUACUUGUAGAUAAUUUAUAAUGCAGUUGUGAUAAAUUCUGUUUUCAGAGAUUACUCUGGAAAAAAUUGCUAUUUUUUUAAACAUUCACAUUGAGCAUGUACCAGACAGCAUUCAGCAUUUUCAACUCUGAUGUGAAUGAGAGAAAUUAAAUGCAUGUGCUUAUGUAUCUCCUACUGAAGUCAAUGGAACAUGCAGAUGCUUGACAGCAAUGGAGUGAAAUGCAUUUUUCCAACAAUAUUUUUUCCCCUCUAUCUGGAAGAUAAUUUUUGUAACGAGUUUCAGGGACCAAAAUAUUUCUUUUUCCCCAGAAUAUAAAAAUCAAUUAUGUAUUUUGUAAAAGUAUUUUAAAAUCAUUUCUAAGCUAUGCAUUUUAAGAUACUGUGGAUAUUACUCCAUUAACAGAUGUUCCAGUAAAUAUUUGCUGAAUAGGCUGCAUUGAAACACUGUGUCUAAUAUGACAUGACUGAUGCUGUAUUUGUUACCAAAUUUUAAUAAAUAUUACAAAGAGUCAA
Rhineura floridana is the source of this 3786-nucleotide messenger RNA. It is a transcript of the gene SPIDR, whose product is annotated as scaffold protein involved in DNA repair. Bases 241 to 3216 code for a protein of 991 amino acids. Gene Ontology annotation, cellular component: nuclear chromosome; nucleoplasm. The transcript has 21 exons. The record is from RefSeq and is a predicted model, not a curated record. NCBI's taxonomy places the organism in Eukaryota, Metazoa, Chordata, Lepidosauria, Squamata, Rhineuridae. Gene Ontology annotation, biological process: double-strand break repair via homologous recombination; regulation of establishment of protein localization to chromosome.